CGCACCGGUAGAGAGGGCCCGGCACCGUCGGGUCUGAAAUCGGUACGGCGUUCAUUGCUCCGCGACCGGUCGCGCGCGAUUCACCGUUCUCGUCCGUACGGCAGUCCGUCCGUCCGUCCUCGUCGCUCAACGCCACCCCCGGUCGUAGUUUGGCGCGUCGUCCAAGGAGAGAAACAACAGCAAUCGUGCCGGGUCCGUUUUCUCCGCCGGUGUCCUGUGCGCUAACCCUGCAGGGCGAAACGGAGAUAAGCGACACGCCGCCCGGAUCCGCAGCGUCCACACGGCCACGGGAACGACGGGCGCCGCGUUCCACCAGAUUGGUGCACAUCGCACAACUCGUAGAUUUGCAGUGUUCAGAGAAUCCAAACGAUAAGAUAAGCACUAGUGUAAUUGUUUGUUUAACGCAAUCUGAAAGAUGACUUAUGACGAUCUUUUGUACAAAAUUGGUGACUUCGGAACCUAUCAGAGAAGAAUCUAUUUCCUUCUGUGUUUGCCCGCGAUAUCAUGCGCUCUACAUAAGCUCGCCGGCGUUGUCAUCCUCAAUAAACCCAAUCACAGGUGUCAACUACCGGGCGAACCGGACAAUGCGUCCUAUCAUUUGCCGUACGAAAUUAUGAACAUGUCGUAUCCCUACGACAGCAGAACGGGUAGUUUCUCCGCUUGUACUGUGUACGAUACGAAUUUCACGGACACGUAUUAUAAAUCUAAUACGCCGGCUGAGCGGAUCAGAUAUUGUAACAAAUGGAUAUACGACAAGUCGGAAUUCCAAAACACCGUUGUUACAGAUUUCGAUCUGGUGUGCGGAAAAGCUUGGUACAAGGGUACCUCGGACUCUAUGCUGAUGUUCGGUGUCAUGUUGGGGUCUAUUAUUUUUGGGUACUUGUCGGACAGGAUCGGAAGAAAAAAUAUUUUUACCAUAUCUGUUUGGCUACAGGGAGUCUCUGGUUUCGGUAUGGCAUUUGCUCAAGAAUAUUGGAGCUUUACAUUUUUGAGGGUGCUGGUAGGAGCAUCUACAUCAGGACUAUAUCUAGCAGCUUAUGUAAUUGGUUUAGAAUUCGUAAGUCCAAGUUAUCGGAUGGUUGUCGGUGUAGUCAUACAAAUGUUUUUUUCCGUUGGUUUCUUUUUGACAUCCGCAUUUGGGGUAGUCUUUACCAAUUGGAGAUACUUCCAGUUGGCCAUAACUGCUCCCUUUUUAUGUUACACGACUUAUUAUUGGUUUAUGCCUGAAUCGAUUCGAUGGUUAUUAACUAACGGAAAACAAGAAAAAGCAGUGGAAAUUAUACAGAAAGUAUGUCGUGUGAACGGUGUGGAUAUGUCAAGCAAAGACAUAAUAGAAAUAUUGGACAACGAUUUUGAAGACAAACCUGUCGUUCAAAACGAUAACUUGCCCAAAGCUUCAUUUUUCGAUCUAUUCAAACACCCAGUGAUUUUGAAGAGAUCCAUCAUCAUAAUGUUUUUAUGGUUUGUCAACAGUACUGCUUACUAUGGUUUGUCCUGGAGUACUUCCAGUUUAGGUGGAAAUCAUUUUUUGGUGUUCAACUUAAUUGGGUUAGUCGAGUUCCCAGCUUAUAUAUUUUUGUUACUGACCAUGAACCGAUGGGGCAGGAAGAUAAAUAUAUCUGGAUUCCUUAUUUUAGCCGGAUUAGCACUUUUAGCAACGCUAGUCAUAUCCAAAAGUAACACGUGGUUAGUUAUCUCCUGUGCGCUAGUUGCCAAAAUGUCCAUAACUGCAUCGUACGGUGCAGUGUACGUCUACACCGCGGAACAGUUUCCGACCGUUGUGCGGAAUAUGGGCUUGGGCGUAGGAUCAUUUUUCGCCAGGAUUGGCGGGAUCGUAGCUCCAUACAUCAAUAAUACGAGUGAAAUUUGGAUUAGCAUGCCGUUGAUCGUCUACGGCAGUCUGGCGUUGACGAUCGGAGUGUUGUCGCUUGUGUUACCUGAGACGUUAAACAAAAAAAUGCCUGAUACUAUCGAAGAUCUCAUUGUUACGUCUGGAAAGAAAUACGAACAAGUGCAUAUAAACGAUUUGGAAAAAAAUGGUGAUGCAAGCAAGGAUAUUAAUGAUAAGUUAUAGUAUUAUCAGUAUUAAGUAUUUUUACACUUUGUCUAAUGGUUUGUUAUUGUUUUGAUUGCUAUUUUUUUUUAUGACUAUUUAUUACUAUUGGAAAAUUAAAUGAGUUGUAUGUGCCUAUUUUUACUAUCCAUAUUAAUUAUAACACACUUUAGUUAAUACAAAAUAGAAUUUUAGAGAUUACUUUUCAGUGGCUAUUAAAAUUUUUAUUUAUUUAAAAUAGUAGUUAAAAUAAUGUCUGUUUAGCUGGUUAUUAAAUGAUUAUAUGAUCAUAUUAUUUACUGUCAGAAAGAUUGAUUCAAAGCAUAUGUAUUAAUAGUUUUGUCAUCGUAAACUAAUCUAUUGUCAUGCUCAUUUUAAUCCAAACAUCUAAAUUAUAUAUAGUUCGUGCACGAGUUGUGCAAAAACUACAAUACAUUUUUA
Molecule: messenger RNA, 2494 nt
Organism: Sipha flava (yellow sugarcane aphid)
Lineage: Eukaryota; Metazoa; Arthropoda; Insecta; Hemiptera; Aphididae
Gene: Orct
Product: organic cation transporter protein
Exons: 11
Coding region: 416-2074 (552 amino acids)
Biological process (GO): transmembrane transport
Cellular component (GO): membrane
Molecular function (GO): transmembrane transporter activity
Source: RefSeq, a predicted model, not a curated record